UUCCUCCUCCACCUCCGUUCGCUUCUUCGCUCCUAGAUCGCGCUCCUCGACCUCCUCUCUCUCUCUCCUCUCUCUCUCGUCGCCGGCGAUGUCGAGCUCCUACUCCGGCGGCGGCGCCGCCGCGGCGUCGCCGGGGCAGCACUCGCUGGCCUUCCGGGUGAUGCGCCUGUGCCGCCCCUCCCUCCGCGCCGAGGACUCCGUCCUCCGCCUCCACCCCGCCGACCUCUUCGCCGGCGAGGACCUCUUCGACGACCCCCGCAUCUCUCCCUCCCUCCUCUUCCCCCCCUCCUCCACCUCCGCCGCCGCCACCAAUGGCGGAGACUUCAGCUUCCGCCACCGCUUCCAUCUCCAAGACCCCGCCGACGCCAUCGCCCUCUCCGGCCUCCUCGUCCUCCCCCAAUCCUUCGGGGCUAUAUACUUGGGGGAGACGUUCUGUAGCUACAUCAGCAUCAACAAUAGCUCGCGCUUCGAAGCGAGGGAUGUGGUCAUUAAGGCAGAAAUGCAAACUGAAAGACAACGGAUACUGCUAUUGGAUACAUCAAAAUCGCCUGUUGAGUCAAUACGCUCUGGAGGCAGAUAUGAUUUUAUUGUUGAACAUGAUGUUAAAGAACUGGGUCAGCACACGCUUGUGUGCACUGCUCUAUACAAUGAUGGUGACAGUGAGAGAAAGUAUCUUCCACAGUUUUUUAAGUUUGCUGUUGCCAACCCGCUAUCUGUUAGAACAAAGGUUCGCACUGUCAAGGAUUGUACAUUUUUGGAGGCUUGCAUUGAAAACCACACAAAAUCAAAUCUUUACAUGGAUCAAGUUGAAUUUGAGCCUGCUCAACAAUGGACUGCAACAAGAAUGGAAGCUGAUGAAAAUUCUUCAGAAAUAAGCCCUAAGAUAAGGGAUAUUUUUAAGCCACCAGUUCUAAUCAGAGCUGGGGGAGGGAUAUACAAUUAUCUUUAUCAACUAAAGCCGUCAUCCGAAGAGUCCAGCCAAGUUAAGGUAGACGGAAGCAAUAUUCUUGGAAAAUUUCAAAUAACAUGGCGUACAAAUUUAGGUGAACCUGGACGCCUGCAGACUCAAAACAUCCAUGGCACGCCAGUUGUGCACAAAGAUGCUGAUUUACGAAUUGUUGAACUUCCAUCUGCCGUCUAUCUGGGAAAACCCUUUUUGGUACAUCUAUGCCUCACAAACCAAGUGGAUAGAACCUUGGGCCCUUUUGAAGUUUAUUUAGCUCCUAGCAUUUCUGGUGAGGAGAAGGCUGUCUUGGUCAAUGGACUUCAGAAGUUGGUUCUACCGCCAGUGGAAGCUUUUGAUUCUGUCAACUUUAACCUGGUGAGAGAGGCCAUCUACUAUUUUGUGUUUUCAUAUCGAAGGAAUCUGGUUGCUACUCGGCUUGGGGUCCAGAAAAUUUCAGGAAUUACUAUUUCUGCUGUUCACGAGAAGAAAUACUACGAGCCAUUACCGGAUAUAGAGAUUUUUGUGGAUGCAGAGUGAGUUUGCAUGAUCUACCAGGGUGGAAAUCUUAGAAAACGUUAUUCAACUGACUUACACAUAUCUUCUUAAUUUAGUUUUUUCACACAUCUGAUUACUUCGAUAAAAACCUCCUCGAGAUUGCGAGCAAUCAAGCUAUAUAAUUGCCGCCCCGUACGAUGGGAUAAAGCAGGUGCAGCAUGGUGGAUACUUAGGUUUGCCCUUGAAGAGGAGUUAUUGCCUGCGGUUCAGAAUUAUGCAAACAAUUCAGGAGUAUAGUGUACAUCUGUUUUAUUGUAUCCCUCUUUUUUUAAUGUGUUUACUCAUGACAACCCCUUGUUUUUUUAAAAAAAACUUUUUGAUGGUUAAAAUGCAGAUUAGUCAAACGUUCGAGUGAAA
This is a messenger RNA of Ananas comosus (pineapple), 1858 nucleotides long. Its product is annotated as trafficking protein particle complex subunit 13. Lineage: Eukaryota; Viridiplantae; Streptophyta; Magnoliopsida; Poales; Bromeliaceae. The transcript is spliced from 12 exons. Bases 89 to 1483 code for a protein of 464 amino acids. Gene Ontology annotation, cellular component: TRAPPIII protein complex. The record is from RefSeq and is a predicted model, not a curated record.